Messenger RNA from Lycium ferocissimum, 2082 nucleotides. Its product is annotated as protein DETOXIFICATION 33. Gene Ontology annotation, molecular function: antiporter activity; xenobiotic transmembrane transporter activity. Gene Ontology annotation, biological process: xenobiotic detoxification by transmembrane export across the plasma membrane. The record is from RefSeq and is a predicted model, not a curated record. Lineage: Eukaryota; Viridiplantae; Streptophyta; Magnoliopsida; Solanales; Solanaceae. The transcript is spliced from 9 exons. Gene Ontology annotation, cellular component: membrane. The coding region runs from base 267 to 1706 and encodes 479 amino acids.
AAUUCUGUCCACAAAAAAACACAACGUGCGUACGUCUCCAUUCGAUACUACCUAACCCACUGCAACUACUUCUUGUUCUUCUCCUCCUUUUCCUGAGCUUAUCAUUUAGCACGCAAGCAGAGUUAGGGGUACAUCCAAUUGAAUAGAAGACCAUUUUCACAUAUACCAUUGAUAUAUGUGUGUAAGACUCUGAACCCAUAUUUACGAAGAAUUUAAGUUUAAAUCUUGGAUCCCUCUAUGCCUGCAGCGAUAAUUUCCGAGUACUGAUGAUGACUAGCAACAGCGCUGAGCCCCUUCUUGAUAAUCAUCAUGAAGAAAAAGAGGUUGGAUUUGUUAAAGAAUUUGGUGGAGAGUCAAAGAGGCUAUGGGAGUUGGCUGGUCCAGCCAUUUUCACUUCGAUAUGUCAGUAUUCACUUGGUGCACUCACUCAGACUUUUGCUGGUCAAGUUGGUGAGCUUGAACUUGCUGCUGUCUCUAUUGAAAACUCUGUUAUUGCCGGCCUUGCUUUUGGUGUCAUGCUGGGAAUGGGAAGUGCAUUGGAGACAUUAUGCGGACAAGCAUUUGGUGCAGGACAAGUGAGGAUGCUGGGAAUAUACAUGCAAAGAUCAUGGAUCAUUUUGCUCACCACUGCUUGUGUUUUGGUCCCUAUUUAUGUCGUCUCCCCUGCUAUUCUCCUUUUCGCUGGUCAAACCACUCGCAUCUCUAAUGCUGCUGGAAAAUUUGCUUUAUGGAUGAUACCACAGUUGUUUGCUUAUGCGAUGAACUUUCCAAUUCAGAAAUUCUUACAAGCUCAGAGGAAAGUGUUAGUGAUGGCAUGGAUAUCUGCUGGAGUUCUAGUGCUUCAUGUCCUUUUUAGCUGGUUAUUUAUACUGAAACUUAAAUGGGGUUUAGUUGGAGCAGCUGUUACUCUCAAUACGUCAUGGUGGCUCAUAGUAAUUCUGCAGCUGCUCUACAUCUUUGUCACCAAAUCUGAUGGAGCUUGGACUGGAUUCUCAUCCUUGGCUUUUCAAGACUUGUUUGGCUUUGUCAAGCUUUCGUUGGCCUCUGCUGUCAUGUUGUGCUUGGAGUUCUGGUAUUUGAUGAUACUGAUCAUAAUCACAGGUCUUUUACCAAACCCAUUGGUGCCAGUUGAUGCUAUGUCUAUCUGCAUGAACAUUAGCGGAUGGCAGGCCAUGAUUUCUAUAGGAUUUAAUGCUGCCAUCAGCGUGAGAGUAUCUAAUGAACUUGGGGCUGGCAAUGCACGUCUGGCAAAAUUUUCAGUGAUUGUAGUCUCCUUAACAUCAACUGUCAUAGGAGCAACUUGCAUGAUUGUCGUGCUAGCAACAAGAGACUAUUUUCCGUACCUUUUCACCAACAGCGAAGCAGUUGCUAAUGAGACGAAGAAGCUGGCAAUGUUGCUCGCUUGGACAGUUCUAUUAAACAGCCUUCAGCCUGUCUUAUCCGGUGUUGCUGUUGGAGCUGGAUGGCAGGCUCUUGUUGCAUACAUUAACAUUGCAUGCUACUAUAUUGUCGGUUUGCCGGCUGGAGUACUUUUGGGCUUCAAAUUGGAUUUGGGAGCUAUGGGAAUAUGGGGUGGAAUGAUUGGAGGCAUCUGUUUGCAGACCAUUAUCUUAAUAGCUAUUACAGCAAUGACAAACUGGGAGAAAGAGGCCAGCCUAGCUGUAACUCGUGUAAAGCAAUGGGGAGGAGCGGCUGCAAGUGACUAAUAUGAUCCUGCGGCUCUAUUGUUUUUGUGGCAUCCAUUUUAUCAUCUCUUGAUUAAGAGAUCAGAGAGGAUUCUGGUUGGCCGAGUAAUAAAAAGUACUAUUGCUGUUAGCAUGAUGGACAUGAUAUUGUGAAUAUUGGAAACGUAAAUAGAGAUACUCUAGAUAUAUGAAAAUAUACUUAGAGAUAUUUUAUAUUUAUUGUAGAAUAUUGUGUAGCAUUUAACUUGAGAAUAUUACGUAGAAUAUUUGGUAGGAUUUACAUUAAGAGUAGAAUAUUUGGCGUCCUUUUAUCUCUUAUUCCUCUUGUGUAUAAAUACCUAUGUAGUCUGAUGUAUUUGAUCAACAAAUUGAUAUAGUCAUUCUUCAGUUUCUCUCU